AACGGACGAACUAGCCAUGACCCUCUAUAAGGAGACCAGGUACAUAACGGACGAACUAGCCAUGACCCUCUAUAAAGAGAGCAGGUACAUAACGGACGAACUAGCCAUGACCCUCUCAAAGGAGACCAGGUACAUAACGGACGAACUAGCCAUGACCCUCUAUAAGGAGACCAGGUACAUAACGGAUGAACUAGCCAUGACCCUCUAUAUGGAGACCAGGUACAUAAUGGACGAACUAGCCAUGACCCUCUAUUAGGAGACCAGGUACAUAACGGACAAACUAGCCAUGACCCUCUAUGAGGAGACCAGGUACAUAAUGGACGAACUAGCCAUGACCCUCUAUAAGGAGACCAGGUACAUAAUGGACGAACUAGCCAUGACCCUCUCAAAGGAUACCAGGUACAUAACGGACGAACUAGCCAUGACCUUCUAUAAGGAGACCAGGCACAUAACGGACGAACUAGCCAUGACUCUCUAUAAGGAGACCAGGUACAUAACGGACGAACUAUAAAGAGACCAGGUACAUAACAUACGAACUAGCCAUGACCCUCUAUAAAGAGACCAGGUACAUAAUAGACGACCUAGUCAUGACCCUCUAUAAGGAGACCAGGUACAUAACGGACGAACUAGCCAUGACCCUCUAUAAAGAGACCAGGUACAUAAUGGACGACCUAGCCAUGACCCUCUAUAAAUAGAGCUGGUACAUAACGGACGAACUAGCCAUGACCCUCUAUAAAGAGACCAGGUACAUAAUGGACGAACUAGCCAUGACCCUUUAUAAGGAGACCAGGUACAUAAUGGACGACCUAGCCAUGACCCUCUAUAAGGAGACCAGGUACAUAAUGGACGACCUAGCCAUGAUCCUCUAUAAGGAGACCAGGUACAUAAUGGACGAACUAGCCAUGACCCUCUAUAAGGAGACCAGGUACAUAACGGACAAACUAGCCAUGACCCUCUAUGAGGAGACCAGGUACAUAAUGGACGACCUAGCCAUGACCCUCUAUAAGGAGAGCAGGUACAUAACGGACAAACUAGCCAUGACCCUCUAUGAGGAGACCAGGUACAUAAUGGACGACCUAGCCAUGACCCUCUAUAAGGAGACCAGGUACAUAAUGGACGAACUAGCCAUGACCCUCUAUAAGGAGACCAGGUACAUAACGGACAAACUAGCCAUGACCCUCUAUGAGGAGACCAGGUACAUAAUGGACGACCUAGCCAUGACCCUCUAUAAGGAGAGCAGGUACAUAACGGAUGAACUAGCCAUGACCCUCUAUAUGGAGACCAGGUACAUAAUGGACGAACUAGCCAUGACCCUCUAUUAGGAGACCAGGUACAUAACGGACAAACUAGCCAUGACCCUCUAUGAGGAGACCAGGUACAUAACGGACAAACUAGCCAUGACCCUCUAUGAGGAGACCAGGUACAUAAUGGACGACCUAGCCAUGACCCUCUAUAAGGAGACCAGGUACAUAACGGACAAACUAGCCAUGACCCUCUAUGAGGAGACCAGGUACAUAAUGGACGACCUAGCCAUGACCCUCUAUAAGGAGAGCAGAAGACUUUGCCAUCAUCCUCAUUAUCAAUAUGGUCUAUAAUAAUCAUCAGCAAGAUUGUCAUUAUCCUCAUCACCAUCAUUAACAACAUUAUCAUCAUCAUCAUCCUCAUCACCUUCAUCAACAACAACAAUAUCAUUAUCAUCGACAUCAUCAUAAACAACAUUAUUAUCAUCAUACCACCAUCAUCAUUAUCAUCAUCAACAACAAAAAAAGCAGCAGUAACGUUAUUGUCGCCGUCACUGUGAUAAUUAUCGUCUCCAUUUUCACACCAUUACCUAUUUUUUUGUUACCACCGCUGCAACUUACACCAACACCAUUAUCAACAUCACCAUCACCAUUAUCAACAAAAUUAUUACCAUCAUCACCAUCACCAUCAUCAUCCCCAUUAUCAACAACAUAUCAUCAUCAUCAACAUAAUCUUUAUCCACAAUAUCUUUCACUUAUCUAAUCGAAAGCACGUCAGAGCUAAUUCAAAAUAAACUUUUUC
Messenger RNA from Nematostella vectensis (starlet sea anemone), 2043 nucleotides. RefSeq lists its product as uncharacterized. NCBI's taxonomy places the organism in Eukaryota, Metazoa, Cnidaria, Anthozoa, Actiniaria, Edwardsiidae. Bases 723 to 1322 code for a protein of 199 amino acids. The transcript is spliced from 2 exons. The record is from RefSeq and is a predicted model, not a curated record.